Aureobasidium vineae is the source of this 708-nucleotide messenger RNA. Lineage: Eukaryota; Fungi; Ascomycota; Dothideomycetes; Dothideales; Saccotheciaceae. The record is from the annotation of a GenBank genome assembly.
AUGAGCAACACACCCGAACGUCCUUUGGGCGAAAUAGUUGCCAACACAAGCCCAGCACCAUGGCCUUCAAAGGAGAUUACCAUGCAAGGCAAAUACGUUACUCUGGAACCUCUAUCACCAAAAUACGCCGAAGAACUAUUUCCACUUAUCGGAGGCACCGCCAAUGAACGACUUUGGGACUAUAUGCCCUACGACCCCUGCCCAGCUACAGUCUCGGCUCUCCACGACGACAUGGUCAAUAAAGCCGCGGCUACAGACCCAACCUUCUACACCAUCCUCAAGCACGUCGGCGACAAAAAGCAAGCAGUAGGCUGGGGCUCCUACCUCCGCAUCGAGCCCAAAAAUCGCGUCAUUGAAGUCGGACACUUGAUGUUUUCAUCCGCACUGCAAAAGUCUGUUGCUGCGACUGAAGCCAUGUACUUGAUGGCCAAGUAUGCGUUUGAAAUGGGAUACCGCAGAUACGAGUGGAAGUGCCACAGCUUGAAUGCGCCGAGCAGGAGAGCAGCGGCCAGAUAUGGGUUUGUGGAGGAAGGAACGUUUAGGCAGGCGCUGAUCGACAAGCAUGGGAGGAAUAGGGAUACGACUUGGUUUUCCAUGUUGGAUACAGAGUGGGAGGGUAGGAAGAAGGCUUUUGAGAGUUGGCUGGACGAGAGCAAUUUUGAUGAGCAGGGUAGGCAGAAGAAGAAGUUGGAAGAGUUUAGGGCAUGA